AUGGCUGUGCGCCCCUUUGUGUUGCUCAAAGCCUCUUUCGCCUUUCAUGCAUAUUCACGUGGUUUGCCUAAUGGGUUGGUCCAAUACGUUUGUGGGCUAAAACUGAUUGAACAGGCUGGAGCAAACAGAGACGAGGUUUGUAGGUUAUGGCCUACUGCUCCUGAUGUGGGUAGUAAUUCGAUACAGGCCCGUCGUUGUUCCCAUACGUUGCCUGAUGGAAAGAUUCAAACAUAUUUUGGCCUUGCAUUGAUUAACAGCUGCAACGAUUCUAGAAUCGUGGGUAGCAAACAUUCUAUCCAUAUACAAAAUCCUAAUUAUGUGGGUCUUGGUGGGAAGGUCGUGACAUACUGUGGGCCUACCCUAACUACCAUAGAUGCAACUACUUCCUCUGCUGACCCCAACGCAGGUAAAAACGCCAUGCGGAGCGAUGCAGUGCAGAUGCAGCCUGCUUUAUGUCCACCAACAACAUAUUCUCCCUCCGUAUUUGCCCAAGGUGCGCAUGUUAGGUACCAGAACCUUGGCCGUCCAACCUUCACGUGCCAUAAUUGUGCGGCGAUCAUGUGGUAUGAAGAAAGGAAUAAAAAGACAAAGUCGUCUGAUGGGACGACUUUCUCUUCGUGCUGCCAGGAUGGCAAGGUUUUGCUUGCUCGCCUUCUUGAUCCGCCUGAACCAUUAAGAUCAUUACUUGAUUAUAACGACCCGGCGACACUUAGAUUCAGAGAACAUAUUAGAGUUUACAAUAGCAUGUUCUGUUUCACAUCGUUUGGGGGAAAGAUUGAUCAUGCUAUAAACAGUGGUCGAAGCCUAUACACCUUCCGAAUAAGUGGGCAGAACUACCACCGAAUAGGCUCCAUGUUGCCAGUUGAAGGUGAGCAACCAAGAUAUGCUCAACUGUAUUUCUACGACACGCAAAACGAAGUUAAAAACCGUAUAACUGCUUUGUUUGGCCAGACCCAUUGUCACGACACAUGUGAUGAAGCAAUUGUUGCGUCCCUCAUCAGAAUGUUAGACACCCACAGUCCUUUGGCUACCGCCUUCCGCAUGGCACGUGACUGGUGCACUCAAAAUGAAAGAAACAAUUGUCAACUACGCUUACUUGGCCAAAUAAUAAACAAUCCACAAUACAACCGCCCUAAUGUGUCUGAAGUUGCUGUUCUUAUCACAAACGACUUUGGGGACAACACUGAACCACGUGAUGUUAUCGUUAGCACAAAGCAUGGCGCGCUUCAACGCAUAUCAGAAUUACAUCAGCUUUACAUGCCUUUGCAAUAUCCGUUGUUGUUUCUGUACGGAGAGACCGGGUUCCACGAACGAAUACACUACCAUGACAACACCGGACGUCGGGCGACUAAACGACAAUGUGUCACAAUGCGGGAAUACUACUGCUACAGAAUCCAUUAUCGCAAUAACGAAGGCACCACCCUGUUAAGAGGCGGUCGUUUAUUCCAACAGUAUUUAGUUGACUCAUACGCAGCUAUCGAAGAACAAAGAUUGCGCUGGAUGAGGAAUAACCAAAAUGAGCUGCGCGUUGAGCUCUAUCAUAAUGUUUGUGAUGCUGUGACGCGUGGGGAUACAAAUGCUGAGGCUAUCGGGCAACGUAUAGUUUUACCGGCAACCUUUACGGGCAGUCCAAGAUAUAUGAUCCAAAAUUACCAAGACGCCAUGGCUUUGUGCCGUACUUUUGGGAACCCCGACCUGUUUGUAACGUUUACAGCUAACCCAAAAUGGCCUGAAAUCGAAGACAUGGUGUCUCUCAUACCAGGCCAAAAGUCUCAUGACCGUGCAGAUGUUGUAUCACGCGUUUUUAAGCUAAAGCUGACCUCCUUGAUUGAAGAUAUUAUGAAGAAACAAAUCUUUGGCAGCUGCCAAGCAGCUGUUUAUACAAUUGAGUUUCAAAAACGAGGCCUACCGCACGCGCACCUUUUGUUGUGGCUUGAACAUUCUGCUGAGUCUCGCACGCCGGCUGGCAUAGAUGAUUUGAUUUCUGCAGAGAUCCCAUCGGAAAUUGACGAUCCAUCCGGCUAUAAGGCUGUAACAGAUUACAUGUUGCAUGGCCCAUGUGGGAAUGAUGCGCGCAGUGCUCCGUGUACAACAGAUGGAAAAUGCAUGAAACACUUUCCGAAACCAUUUUACCGAGAAACAACAAUUGACGAAGACGAUUACCCGGUUUAUCGCCGACGAGAUACCAAGAUCUUCUUUAAGAAGGGCAAAACGAAGCUUGACAACCGGUUUGUCGUCCCAUACAACCGCUACCUCCUCUUAAAGUACGAAUCGCACAUCAAUGUUGAAUGGUGCAACCAAUCCCGAGCGAUAAAAUACCUGUUUAAAUACUUAAGCAAGGGGCCAGACAGGGCUACAAUGGUUGUUCAGGAAAACAUUGGCAAUAACGGUGAAAAGCGUACACAACAGAUUGUUAAGGUUGAUGAGAUUAAAAACUAUCUGGAUUGCCGGUACUUAUCACCAUGUGAAGCUGUGUGGAGAAUGCUUGCAUUCCCUAUACAUUACUCAUUCCCAUCCGUCAUGAAACUAACGUUCCAUACACCUAAUCAACAUCUGCUCACGUUACGUGAUUCAGACAGCUUGCCGGCCCUGUUAAACCAGGACGGGAUACGAGACACGAUGUUCACCCAAUGGUUUGCGCUAAACAACAGAGACGAAGCGGCAAGAGAGUUAACGUACGCCGAGAUACCAACAAGGUAUGUGUGGCAAGAGGAUAACAAGGUAUGGAAAACGCGGUUGGAGCGGACAACCAUUGGGCGGAUUGUGUAUUGCAAUCCAGCAGCUGGGCCAAAGUAUUAUCUAAGAAUGUUGUUGGGAAUUGUAAGAGGGCCUCGAAGUUUCGAAGAAAUAAAAACGGUCGACGGAGUCGUAUAUGCAACGUUCAAAGAAGCCUGCUAUGCGUAUGGCUUGCUUAAUGAUGACAAGGAGUGGAAUGACGCCCUGUCAGAGGCUAAACUAUGGGCGUCCGGUUCCCAACUACGGGAAUUGUUUGUUACCAUGUUGUUGUUUUGCGAAGUGAAUCGCCCGGCGCAACUCUGGGCACAAAAUUGGGAGAUACUAUCUGAUGAUAUUUUGUACCUGAAACAUAGGCUCUUCAUGUUCCCAGGGUUACAUUUAUCUGACGACCAGCUUAAGAACUACUGCCUGAUCGAACUAAAUGAACUAUUGGAGAAAAAUGGAAAAUCGUUAUCGGAUUUCACAGAUAUGCCCCAACCGGAUACGUCGCUCCUCGAUAAGAUGGAUAAUCGUCUAAUUAGGGAAGAGUUGAGUUACAAUAAAAAAAAGAUGACAGACGAACAUGAUCGAUUAUAUGCAUCACUGAACACGGAACAAACGGUCACAUACGACACAAUCAUUGAUUCUGUUACCACCCGAAAAGGCGGGUUCUAUUUCGUGUAUGGUCCGGGUGGGACAGGCAAGACGUUCCUGUACAAAGCCAUUCUGUCACGCUUAAGAUCUAUGGGCAUGAUUGCCCUUGCGGUUGCAUCUUCGGGUAUCGCGUCCCUUCUAUUACCCGGUGGUCGGACAGCUCAUAGCCGCUUCGCUAUCCCUUUAGAAUUACUUCACAAUAGCACGUGUGCCAUCAAACAAAAUACCCAAUUGGCACACCUGUUACAAGAGGUAAGGUUAAUCAUCUGGGACGAAGCACCAAUGAUGCAAAAAUAUGCUUUUGAAGCACUUGAUAAAACACUUAGAGAUAUCUUGGGGUUUCCUGCCUACGCAAACAGGGAACGCGUGUUUGGUGGCAUGCCUGUUUUGCUUGGUGGUGAUUUCAGACAAAUCCUGCCCGUCAUCCCAAAAGGAAAAAGAGAAGAUGUUGUUCAGGCAUGCAUAAAUAAAUCGUAUCUGUGGAAAAGUUGUAAACUCUUCAGGCUCCACCGUAGUAUGCGUGUCAACGAAUACACCUCAGCAGGUGUGCUAGACAUGGAUAGGCAACAUUUCAACAAAUGGUUGUUAGAAAUCGGCGAUGGAAUUGUUCCUUCAAAGACCAAAGAAGGUGAGGAUGAGCCAACCUGGAUCGAGAUACCCACCAGGUUCAUCGUAGAUGGUUGUGGCCUUCCUGUGGAAUCGAUUGUUAACGCUGUCUUCCCGUCGUUUAUAGAAAGGCAGGUUGAUGACGAUUAUUUAUGUGAAAGAGCAAUACUAACCCCACGCAAUAUAGACGCGGACGAAAUCAAUGAUUACAUGUUUGCACAACUGAGACGGCCCACAAAGACCUACAAGAGUUCUGAUGAGAUAUGUCGCGCGUCCACGGAUGUAUUAGAACAGGAACAACUCUAUCCGUCUGAAUUCCUAAACUCUUUGACAUUCCCAGACUCCUCAUAUUCAACUUCCAUAACAUCAACUUAUUAUUAUUGGUUAUCAUUAAUGCAACUAGAUGUGUCAUCCCAAGAGGCUACUUAUCAUGUCUCUAUAAAUACACAACCAUAUUCAAGCAUCCUACCUUCCAUUAUACAACCUGUGGCUGAAUAUCGAAAGACCCCUGCAAACAUGAAGAAAACUACUGCUGUUGCUAACUGUACAGAAAGUCUGGCAACUGUUGAAGAAAUAUUAAACCAUGGUCGAGAAAAUAAGAAACACACGAAUGCUGAGUUCAAUUGCCGUGUGGUGAUUAAAGGCGUACGUAAUAGUGAAGAGUGGUUCAGACUUAUGUGUGGAGGAGGAAAAUGCAUGAAAGGUGUGUCGCAUGAUCACGGGGAGUUGUGGUGUGAAGGCUGUGAAAACCCAGUUAUGUUUCCCCGAGCAAGAUUCCAUCUUCAACUUGAUGUGGUCGAUUCUACGGCUAAUGUGGUCAUCGUGUGCUUCAAUGACACUGCACAGCUUCUAACAAGCACCACUGCUCAGUCUAUACUCAAUGUGGAAUCGGGUCUCUCGCACAUCUACACCGUUUCUUCCGCAAUCAACCAGGAUAGCUUCACACCAGUCAUGAUACGGACCUGUAACGGUAACAUCUCAACGCUCCCAAACUGCUUACAUUCACUUAUAGGCACCACCCGAACCAUCCAAGUUGAUACAUCCACGUACUACCAUAAUGGGGCCUUUGAGAGUUUCAACUGCAAACGUGUGCUCCCCGACGAAACCAACUAUCAAUCCGUUGGAUCUACCACUCCUACUCCCAUGACUAGGAAGGGUAAAGGGGUGAUGACAAUUCCAACACCGGUUAAGCUCAAAGAAACAGUCAGCAAGUACAUGUAA
Messenger RNA from Helianthus annuus (common sunflower), 5196 nucleotides. RefSeq lists its product as uncharacterized. Bases 1 to 5196 code for a protein of 1731 amino acids. The record is from RefSeq and is a predicted model, not a curated record. Gene Ontology annotation, biological process: DNA repair; telomere maintenance. Lineage: Eukaryota; Viridiplantae; Streptophyta; Magnoliopsida; Asterales; Asteraceae. Gene Ontology annotation, molecular function: DNA helicase activity. The transcript has 10 exons.